Molecule: messenger RNA, 1478 nt
Organism: Phodopus roborovskii (desert hamster)
Lineage: Eukaryota; Metazoa; Chordata; Mammalia; Rodentia; Cricetidae
Gene: Dhrs1
Product: dehydrogenase/reductase 1
Exons: 9
Coding region: 277-1218 (313 amino acids)
Source: RefSeq, a predicted model, not a curated record
AGGUCGUCGUUCUCCUUUUGCGGGUUCCACCCCUUGAGUCCGACCCAAGAUUUCUUGGGGUAGCCUCGCCUCGAAUGGUUCCAGCUCAUCCACACCCGCACCGGAUUUUCACCCCAAGAAAGCACUCUAACCUCGACGUGGCCAGAAUGAAGGUUCUCGAACUAUAGGUCCCGCCCACCCCGGGCAGUAUAAAAGUUCUCGAGUACAGGUCUGGCGAACAGAGCAAAAAGAACCCCAAAGGCAGCGUCUGCUGCAGAUACCCCUUUGAUGUGAGUCAUGGUAGCGCCUAUGAAGGGCCAAGUGUGUGUGGUAACUGGUGCCUCCAGGGGUAUUGGCCGUGGCAUUGCCCUACAGCUAUGCAAAGCAGGUGCCACAGUGUACAUCACUGGCCGCAAUCUGGACACCCUUAGAGCUACUGCCCAGGAGGCACAGUCCCUCGGGGGCCGGUGUGUGCCAGUGGUGUGUGAUUCAAGCCAGGAGAGUGAAGUGAAAAGCCUAUUUGAGCGAGUUGAUCGGGAACAGCAGGGACGGCUAGAUGUGCUGGUCAAUAAUGCCUUUGCUGGUGUCCAGGCAAUCCUGAACACCAUCAAUCAGUCAUUCUGGGAAAUACCUGCCUCCAUUUGGGAUGAUAUAAACAAUGUUGGACUCAGAGGCCACUACUUGUGCUCUGUGUAUGGAGCACGGCUGAUGGUACCAGCUGGCAAAGGGCUCAUCGUGGUUGUCUCCUCUGCUGGGGGGCUGCAGCAUAUGUUCAAUGUCCCUUAUGGUGUGGGCAAAGCUGCGUGUGACAGACUGGCUGCUGACUGUGCCCAUGAGCUACGGCGUCAUGGAGUCAGCUACGUAUCUCUGUGGCCAGGGAUGGUGCAAACGGAAAUGGUGAAGGAAUUUAUGGCAAAAGAGGAUCAACCUGAGGACCCUGUGUUUAAGAAGGUCAAAUCAAAUUUCUCAAAGGCAGAAAGCCCAGAGAUGAGUGGCAAGUGUGUGGUGGCCUUGGCAACAGACCCCAAGAUCCUGAACCUGAGUGGGAAGGUGCUGCCAUCCUGUGACCUUGCUCAGCGCUAUGGCCUUCAGGAUGUAGACGGCCGCCCUGUCCAGGACUACUUUUCUUUGGGCUAUGUUCUUUCACAUGUCUCCAACCUGGGAUGGCUGACCUCCUUCCUGCCUGGCUUCCUCCGUGUGCCCAAAUGGGUUAUCACCCUCUACACCAGCAAAUUCUGACCUCCUGGCCUGAUAGAUCUCAGCCCUUCUGGGUUCUCUUCUCAUUGAGGCUCAGGUGGCUGGGCUGCCUCAGUGGAACAAAGCAGCUUCUCACAUACCCAUGUCCUCCUAUGAAGAGAAGGUGGCUUCUGGGUGCCUGGUCGGUUCUUUAUGCCUUGGUUUUCCCUGUUCCUGCAGCUUAAUAUUUUGCUUCAAUAUUGAAAAGUGCUUAUAAAUAGAAGCUGAUAAAAUUAAAAUUAAGUGGUAAAUAUUUGAGAGAA